Harpegnathos saltator (Jerdon's jumping ant) is the source of this 2589-nucleotide messenger RNA. RefSeq names its product cleavage and polyadenylation specificity factor 73 (gene Cpsf73). Gene Ontology annotation, biological process: mRNA 3'-end processing by stem-loop binding and cleavage. The record is from RefSeq and is a predicted model, not a curated record. The coding region runs from base 333 to 2390 and encodes 685 amino acids. Gene Ontology annotation, molecular function: RNA binding; RNA endonuclease activity; 5'-3' RNA exonuclease activity. The transcript has a single exon. Lineage: Eukaryota; Metazoa; Arthropoda; Insecta; Hymenoptera; Formicidae. Gene Ontology annotation, cellular component: mRNA cleavage and polyadenylation specificity factor complex.
CUACAAAGAACAGACCAAUUGAAUGAAUGAAUGAAUCUGCGUUAGAAGUCAGCGCAUACAUAUAUCCUUUGUUGUUUUAUUUUCCAAUGAAAUAUUUCGUACUACCCGAGACCGGUGGGAUUUUAUGAAAACUAGGACGUCGAGCGACACAAUCGAGGAACUCUGAUAUUAUUUUUUGACUAUGUCGUUGCAUUAACCGUCACAGUUUUGACUAACCUGCAGCGGCGAGAUAACCUUAAAAUACUGCGCUAAACGCGGUCCGGUAUCAAUAAGUCGCAAGACCCAUGUGGUAAGGAUAAUUCAAGAAAUCAACCUUUACUGUUAACGCUAAAAUGACGAAAAGAAAAAGUGACACGCAAGUGCCGGCUGAAGAAAGCGAUUUGCUAUCGAUUCGUCCGCUUGGUGCCGGUCAAGAGGUCGGUAGAUCAUGUAUCAUGUUAGAAUUUAAAGGUAAGAGGAUUAUGUUGGACUGUGGUAUACAUCCUGGUCUAUCAGGCAUGGAUGCUCUUCCAUUCGUCGAUCUGGUUGAGGCCGAUGAAAUUGACUUGCUAUUAAUAUCACACUUCCACCUGGACCACUGUGGAGCUCUGCCUUGGUUCUUACAAAAAACGAGCUUUAAGGGCCGUUGUUUCAUGACUCACGCUACUAAAGCUAUAUAUCGCUGGCUAUUGUCAGAUUAUAUCAAAGUCAGCAAUAUAGCCACAGAGCAGAUGCUGUACACAGAGUCUGAUCUGGAGACUAGCAUGGACAAGAUUGAAACCAUCAAUUUUCAUGAGGAGAAAGAUGUGUUUGGUAUAAAGUUCUGGGCCUACAAUGCAGGUCAUGUAUUGGGUGCUGCAAUGUUCAUGAUAGAAAUCGCUGGUGUGAAGAUUUUGUAUACCGGUGAUUUUAGCCGACAAGAAGACAGACAUCUAAUGGCUGCUGAGAUACCGAAUAUUCACCCUGAUGUACUGAUCACGGAAUCUACAUAUGGCACUCACAUCCAUGAAAAAAGGGAGGAUCGAGAAGGCAGAUUCACCAAUCUUGUACAUGAGAUUGUAAAUAGAGGAGGCAGGUGCUUGAUUCCUGUGUUCGCACUGGGAAGAGCACAAGAACUUCUGCUCAUUUUAGAUGAAUAUUGGGGUCAGCAUUCGGAAUUGCAUGAAAUCCCAAUCUACUAUGCUUCUUCCUUGGCAAAGAAAUGUAUGGCAGUCUAUCAAACAUAUGUAAACGCCAUGAACGACAAGAUCAGGCGGCAAAUUGCCAUUAACAAUCCUUUUGUGUUCAAGCAUAUAUCAAAUUUAAAAGGAAUUGAUCAUUUUGAGGACAUUGGUCCAUGUGUGGUAAUGGCAUCACCUGGUAUGAUGCAGAGUGGCUUGUCGAGGGAGUUGUUCGAGUCCUGGUGCACAGACGCUAAGAACGGAGUCAUAAUAGCCGGUUACUGUGUAGAGGGUACAUUGGCCAAGGGCAUUUUGUCAGAACCUGAAGAAAUCACUACCAUGUCCGGACAAAAAUUACCUCUAAAGAUGUCCGUAGAUUACAUAUCCUUCUCAGCACACACAGACUAUCAGCAAACGUCGGAAUUUAUACGUAUAUUGAAGCCGCCGCACGUGGUGCUCGUGCACGGUGAGCAGAACGAGAUGGGCCGUUUGAAGGCGGCUCUACAGCGAGAGUACGAGGACGAUCCCAACACGACUAUGGAGAUACACAAUCCAAGGAACACGGUCGCGGUGGAGCUUUAUUUUCGGGGAGAGAAGACUGCCAAAGUGAUGGGCACGUUGGCGAUGGAGACACCCAAACCUGGACAGAAAUUGUCCGGCGUGUUGGUGAAGAGGAACUUCAAUUAUCACAUGCUAGCCCCGUGUGACUUAUCCAAGUAUACCGACAUGAGUAUGAGUCAAGUGAUACAAAGGCAGAGUGUAUAUUUCUCCGCUUCAUUGCCAGUGUUGAAGCACUUAUUGACGCAGAUAGCUGGCAACUUGGAAGUCAUAGACGACAAGAAGCUGCGGGUGUUCAAAAACGUGGACGUUACAAUCGACGGCAAGAUCGUGACAAUGGAAUGGAUAGCGACGCCCGUGAACGAUAUGUAUGCAGACUCGGUUCUCACUGCAAUAUUACAAGCCGAAAUAAUGGAUCAGUCGCCGAAGAUGUUACCUGCACCUACUAAAAUGGACAGAAUGCACUUCAAGGAAUGCCUCAUCGAGAUGUUGCAGGAGAUGUUCGGCGAGGAUUCCGUUCCCAAGAUAUUCAAGGGCGAAAAAUUGUACGUUACGGUGGACGGUAAGAAAGCGCAUAUCGAUCUUUUAAACUUGGAGGUGACCAGCAAGGAGGACGAGACUUUCCAGCAAAUAGUGCAAACGGCUGUAACGAAAUUGCACCAGUCGUUAGCACCGCCUUGUGAUGUAAUAUGAAAAAUACGAACGAUUAUGAGACUUGUCGAAUAUAUGAACAAUUAUUUUAUACUGCUAGAAAUAUUUAUUGCUUACAAUUGAAUAAUUGUAAUAAAAUCAUCAAAGUUAUAUAAUUAUUACGGAAUAAUAGACUAGUAUUUUAAACUAUACUAUUAUAUUUAAAAAACUAAUUCAGUUGAGUUGCGAAUUUUUCUGGGAU